UGCUGCAGUCUUCUGGAGCACCGGUUCCGGAAAUACUCGAGUUGGGAAGGCAGAGAACCACCGUAUCGGCUUCAUCGUGAUCCACGGAGCCAGAGAUGGCCGUGAGAGCCAGUACAGUAGCUAAGCUGCCAAAUCUCAUACGCAGUCUCCGCGAAGGUUCGCCUAAGCCCCUAAAUCACGCUUUACCCUCGCUUCGACGCACUUUCUCUUUGUACGAUCAGAUCAAUCUCAUCAAUAAUGUUCCUGAAGACCAGCUUCGCUUCCAGGGGUACAAUGAUACAGGUUUUACUGUAAAUAAGGUUGAAUACGAAGGAAGCCUGCUUUGUGUUGGAAAUUUGCUUUUGUCUUGGAAACCGAAGAAGUUCUCGGAGAUCACUUCAGACAGCUUGUCAAUCUUUCAAAUUCUUCGCCCCAUUCCAGAGAUCUUAAUCAUUGGAUGCGGAAGGCACAUGCAGCAAGUGGAUCCAGAACUUCGACGCUUUAUCAGAUCUACUGGCAUGAAGUUAGAAGCUAUAGACUCGAGAAACGCAGCAUCAACUUAUAACAUAUUGAAUGAAGAAGGUCGUAUUGUUGCUGCGGCAGUUCUUCCAUAUGGAGUUACUUCAUGAAGCCUUGAUCUGAAACUCUGAGUGGAAGAAGACGAAUUGGGUUUCUGAAAUUCUAGUUGAUUGAUUGGCUUUCAAGUUAGAUCUCUUUUGUUGCCACUUGGGGCUACCUCAAACAAUACAGAACUAGUUACUGUUCUCAGUAAGCAAUAGAUCACCUUGACUCUGGCAAACCCCCUCCCCCCAACAAAAAAGAAGGGAAAAGAGCAAUAUAUCACCUUGUCAUUACUCUCAAUAAAUGCAAAGUUGACUUCUCACAGAACUAAGGAGAUUCUUAAA
Neltuma alba is the source of this 884-nucleotide messenger RNA. RefSeq names its product NADH dehydrogenase [ubiquinone] 1 alpha subcomplex assembly factor 3. The record is from RefSeq and is a predicted model, not a curated record. The coding region runs from base 96 to 608 and encodes 170 amino acids. The transcript is spliced from 5 exons. NCBI's taxonomy places the organism in Eukaryota, Viridiplantae, Streptophyta, Magnoliopsida, Fabales, Fabaceae. Gene Ontology annotation, cellular component: mitochondrial inner membrane. Gene Ontology annotation, biological process: mitochondrial respiratory chain complex I assembly.